This is a messenger RNA of Formica exsecta, 4099 nucleotides long. RefSeq names its product proto-oncogene tyrosine-protein kinase ROS-like. Gene Ontology annotation, molecular function: ATP binding; protein binding; transmembrane receptor protein tyrosine kinase activity. The transcript is spliced from 10 exons. Bases 131 to 3688 code for a protein of 1185 amino acids. Lineage: Eukaryota; Metazoa; Arthropoda; Insecta; Hymenoptera; Formicidae. Gene Ontology annotation, cellular component: signaling receptor complex. Gene Ontology annotation, biological process: regulation of TOR signaling; protein phosphorylation; positive regulation of kinase activity. The record is from RefSeq and is a predicted model, not a curated record.
AGAAAACAUCGAUUCGAUUAGCACAUUUGCAUUAUCCAUAAUAUCGAUAGAAUCACUAUUCAUAGCUGAAUUGCUAAGCAUUGGGCGGAAACUGAUUGAGCGCAAAUAUCCAUAAGAAAAAAAAAUUAUUAUGUCGAAAAUGAUAUUAUGUGUUUUACUGAAAGUGUUAAUAUUAGCGAGAGCGGAUAUCUUGUCAAAAUAUCCAGAUUCAGACUUCAUACAGGAUAUUCUAGUAUCCGAGAACAACGAUUAUCACAUUUUACAAAAUCUCAAAUCUAAUCGGAGUUAUCCUGAUACCCUGAGCAUGAGAAACAAAAUUGAUGAGAUUUCAUUAGCAAAUAUAUCUGUGAUUCCAGAAUUUGUUGAUAGCAUUUUGAGCAAACCAAGAUCUCCUAGAGCAUUUGUCGAAUUUUACAAUGAAUUCCUAAAUGAGAAAGACGACAUUUCUGUGAUAUUCAGAUGGAACCAACCUGAAUUUACAGACGAAGUAAUACAAGGAUACACAGUGCAGUGUUGGUUUAUCAAAAAUCAAAAAGAGAUUCAAAUUUGCGACAACAAAAGUAUUUCAGCAACAACAUUGGAAUGCACAAUGCACAAUCUAAAACCUAACACAACGUACUACUUUCAAGUACAAGCGCAUACUAAAGUUGGUGCUGGCCCUUACACCGAUUUAAUUGAUGUAUCGACUACGCAUGAAAAUCCAAUACCGCAAUUAUUGAUUAUAACAAAAUAUGGUAUCGAUAUAUGGGAUCUGGAUUCAAACACCAGCGUUAAUCUCCUUAAGGAUAUGGAAGUGGCAUGUGCCACUUAUUCAAUAGCGGAACAUAAAAUUUAUUGGAGCAACAUUAUGAAAGAGUUAAUGAUAUUGGAAAUGAAUGGAAACAAUAUUACAAAAAUAGCUAAUCUUCGAAGUAUUCCGCACAAUCUCUGCAUCGACUGGAUAGCAAGAAAUCUGUACUGGGUAGAAUUAGACGAUCAUUUGUAUAUCAGUGACAUAUUCAAGCUCGACUUAACAAUGUGGGAAAGUGGCAUAAUCAAAUAUGAUAAGAUUUUUAAAAUGGAAUCGUCUUUCUAUAUUUACAGAUUAACUAUAGUACCGUCUAUAGGAACUUUAUAUUGGACAAAUGAGACUUUGGACACUAAUCCUCAGUUAAUGCAAUUGGAACUUGAUAGAAAUAACACUGAAAUCAUUCGGAAUAAUUUAUAUGUUAUGUGCCCCUUCAAACUCGAUGAGUCAGAUUUUGUUGAAAUGAAAAUUGACGACAUGAAUACUAAGAAGCCGUUAAUUUACUGGCUAAUGACUGAUUUCUUGAUUGUGACAGACAUUAACGUUUCUACGUGCAAUUUGAUUUUAACCAAAAUCAUUGCCAGAUCUAUAUUUAUAUCUUUAACAAUUGACAAGACAAACAUUUACAUUUCUACAAUUCGAAAAGACUACGUAUAUGUUUUGAAAAAAAGAUAUGCACUUCUCGAAAGCGUAGACGCAUUCGAAUACAUCCAAAAAAUAAGAGCGCCUUCCCGGUUUACUAAAUUCUAUGCUUUCGGUAAAUCUUUGCAAUCGUAUCCUCCGACGAGAUGUCUGACGCCCGACAAAAAAGUUUACAAUGUAGAAGAAGCGAUGGUAACGACGAACAGAAUCAUCGUAAAUCUUCCGGAGCCGGUCCCCAAGAGUGGAUGCAAAAAGUACAACUUACCUACCACUCUAUAUACUAUCAACAUAAGCCAUUGUUUGGAUAAUAAGUUUAACAAGUUUGAUAAUUUCACCGUGCAGAUGUACGAGCAAUAUUACGAAAUUCAGAAUGUAACGCCGCUUACAGAGUAUAAGUUACUGCUAGCUAUAAGCAAUUUUUACUCUGUUCAGUUAUCAAUGAAACCGUUAUUAAGCUCGGAAAUAAUAUUAAGAACGAAACCGAGCAAGUUCGACGCAUCGGAAAAUGUGACAGUUCAGGCUUUGACGCCUACUAUAGCGGUAGUUUAUUGGAUGCCACCCAAAAAACUGAAGAUCGGGCAUUGCGUGCCCGUGAUCUACGAAGUAUAUUGGACGUUAAUUACUUUGUUAAACGAUACGCAACAAAUACACGAGUUCUUACUUAUCAAUAAAACCGAGUAUAAGAUAGACGAUAAAUUUUUCACAAUACUCGAACCGUUGAUACCAGGACAGAAAUACAGAGUAUAUGUACGCAUGUAUCCAGCCAACUUUAACGAUUAUUAUAAUGACAGUUCGAUCAAAACUUUGUACAUGUAUUCGGAACCAAACAAUAUAACUUUAAGCGAGGUUAGCAUAAAUGGUAUGAAUAUUUCGUGGAUUCCUAACGUUAAUUUGACAAUUUAUUACAUAUUGAAAUUCAAAAAUAUUGAGAUGCAGAAGUGGCAAACUGCAAACAACUUUGAGUCGAAUAAUGGAGGGAAAAUAAUGUACUAUAUAAAAAACUUACUACCAGGCACUCUAUACGAGUUUCGUUUGAUACUGAGAUACCCCAAAUACGAGAAAGACUUUAUAUGGCCAUCUGAUGGAAGAUUUACUUUUUCAACUAUGACAAGUGAUAUUUCGAGCAUUCCUGGAAUAUUAGUUAUACAAUAUUACCUACCAGUCAUCUUAAGCUUUGUCGCUAUAGUUACUGUAAUCUGCGUCUGCUACUUUUACUAUUGGUAUCGACAACGCAAUGAAAGAAACAAGCAAGUUUUGCCUCCGAUGAUGACUGACAUCGAAUUAGCAAUUCUGCAAGAGAUACCUAACGGUAACGUUCAAAUCAAUACACUAUACAGGCCUAUGAUGCAAUAUAAUUCGGAUGAAUAUGUUCUGACCAAAAUCAAACGUGAGGAAAUCAGAUUAGGAAAACUUUUAGGCAGCGGCGCAUUCGGAAUGGUGUUUCAAGGAAAAGUAAAGAAUUUAGAAGGAUCGAACAUAGAAAUGCCCGUUGCCAUAAAAAUGCUUCGAAAAAAUGCUUCCUCGCAAGAGAAAAAGAAAUUUUUAGAAGAGGCCAGACUUAUGAAUCACUUCCGACAUAAACAUGUGCUAAGAUUGCUGGCCGUUUGCUUAGACGAAGAUGCUCCAUUAAUCGUGUUGGAAUUAAUGGAAAUUGGUGAUCUGCUACAAUAUUUGAGAGAUAGUCGAAAAUUACAACCGUCAGAUUUGCACGCUCUGCGUCUGCAAGAUUUGUUUGCUAUGUGCGAAGAUGUUGCGCGAGGUUGUUGCUACCUAGAAGAUCUGCGUUUCGUUCAUAGAGAUCUCGCGUGUCGAAAUUGCUUAGUAUCCGCGAGAGAUCGCGAGAACCGUGUCAUUAAAAUUGGCGAUUUUGGACUAGCUAGAGAUGUUUACAAGGAUGACUAUUAUUGCGUGAAAGGACAAGGUCUGCUUCCUAUUUGCUGGAUGGCACCGGAAUCUUUGGCCAUCGGAAUAUUUACUUCCCAGAGCGACGUUUUGUCAUUCGGGGUUCUAAUGUGGGAAAUUACAUCGUUUGGUGAGCAUCCCUACACUGGUAGAACUAAUCUGGAAGUGAUAGAUUAUGUACGCACUGGAGGCAGGUUGCCAAUGCCUCUGAAUUGUCCACCGACUUUAUACGAAUUGAUGCUGCAUUGCUGGAGUCCAAAAAAUAAUAGACCGAACUUCAAAAUUUGUCUCGAGAAUAUUAUAGGUCUAAGAAAUAACAUAGAAGAUACCUUACUAAGUCCAGUGGAUAUUAUCUAGCCGGUAAUAUUAAAUUAAUUAAUGAUUUUAUUUUCCAAAGGAUACAAUGAGAAGUUCAACAUAGGACAAAUAAUUUUAAAUAUCUAAUAUUCUGCCGUUUUUAAGUUUAAUUUUAAUUUGUUAGAUUUAUUGAUAGAAAAAAGAAAAACCUUAUUUAAUCACACUUUGCAAAAAAUUUUGAUGACUAAAAAACACAAUAUUUGUUCUUACAACUGUAAACAACGUGACGCUGACGCUAGUAUUUUCGAGUAAUCAAAACGAAACAUAAUUCUGAUUACUAUAAUUAUCUAUAAAUUGCUACAGUAAUUUUAGAAAUAAUGUCUUCUUUAUAUUAUAUUAGCACUCUGUUUUAUAUUCCUAUAUUUUAUCUUACUUAAAUGCUUAAAUAAAAUACACAGUCAUAUUAUGUUA